Molecule: messenger RNA, 2025 nt
Organism: Aureobasidium musti
Lineage: Eukaryota; Fungi; Ascomycota; Dothideomycetes; Dothideales; Saccotheciaceae
Source: the annotation of a GenBank genome assembly
AUGUCUUCUUCGUCCUCGUCUCUGGAAGCUCGCAAGCAGGAGAUUUUGGCUAAGCGCGCCAAACUCGCCGAACUCAAGAGACAGCGUGCUCUGCGUCAAAAGGAGUUCACAUCAGCCCGCGAGAGUGGAGAUGCAGCAGAGCUAAUCUCCACGCUUGUCGACCGCCCUGGCCGUUCCACUCCUCGCGAUCAGGAUUCUCCUACCACCUCUGCCAAUGUUGGCGCAAGUCGUCCCAACUCCAUCUCGCUCGAUAGCCCUUCUGCCGCUUCAACUCCCGCUCCUCUCUCCAUUGCCAACCAGACUCUCUCUUUCACCGCUGUCUCAACCGUCCUGAACCAGCCUUCAGAUCCCAAGCCAGACGUCAUUACAUACAGUAAGGGUGUACAAACCAGUGAGCCCUGGUCACCCCAACAAAAUCGCCAACCCUCAGAUGAUGAGUCGAGCUAUUCUUCCUCGAGGACAAGGAAACGUUUGAGCAGAAGAGAGCGCGAAAGAGAUGAGGAGUUGAGACAGAACAUUCGCAAGGAGAUUGAGGACGAAUUGCAGGCUCUCAAGCUGUCUGAGGAUGCUGCUACAACAAACGGCAAGCAAAACUUCCCUGCACGCACCUUGACACACGAAGAGCUGGGCGCUGUCACUGCUUCCGACGACUUUCUGGAUUUCAUCGACCGUUCUACAAAGGUCAUCGAGAGAGCGUUGGAUGAAGAAUAUGAUGUUCUUGCCGACUAUGCUAUGCGUGGUGCCAAUGGUCUGGACGACGACGAAGAGGAUGGCCAAACACGCACCACUAGAGGCCGUCGUGUACGCGAGUUGAUGCAGUUCCAAGACGACCGCUGGACAAAACGCCGCAUGAUCAGUGACCUUGACUAUUCUGUCAAGUAUCCUGAAUUGUUGCUGGCUUCAUACACAAAAGCCUCCAAUUCCUCACAAAGUGCUCCUGGCUUGGCUCUUGUCUGGAACGCGCAUAUGCCGUCUCAACCAGAAUACGUCUUUACUGCGACGAGCGAUAUUCUAACUGCUCGUUUCUCACCUUACCAUCCCAGUCUAGUACUGGGUGGUACAUACUCUGGCCAAGUGUGUCUCUGGGAUAUCCGCCACCGCUCACACGACGGGGCACCAGUGCAACGUACACCUCUGGCUGGCGAGAAAGGAGGCCAUGCCCACCCUAUCUACAGUGUUGCAGUAGUCGGUACUCAAAACGCCAGCAGUAUUGUCAGUGUUAGCACCGACGGUACAACAUGCGCUUGGUCGUUCGACAUGCUAUCAAAACCGCAAGAAUAUCUUGAGCUCAUCUCGCCCAUAGGACGCAACCGUACCGAGGACAUCGCUCCAUCGUGUAUCAGUUUCCCCAAGGCAGAUCCCACUUACUUCCUGGCUGGUACUGAAGAGGGAGCCAUCGUGCCGGUCCACAGAUACGACCGUGCUGGUGCAAAGGCUGGCGUUGAUCCUCGUGUGUAUUACACUGGCCAUGCCGCCCCUGUUACUGGCCUCGACUUCCAUCCUAGCAAAGGAAAGGUCGACCUCGGCGAUUUGGCCAUUAGUUCUUCUCUGGAUUGGAGUGUCAAGAUCUGGCGUGUCAAGCCUCCGAGCACAGCUGUUACUACUGCUGGAGUAGGCACAGCUUCUGGAGCACCCGAAAAGCCUCUUCUAGAGAUCAUGCGCGAAGAUGUUAUCUACGAUGUCAAAUGGUCGCCCACAAAACCUGGUGUCUUUGGUUGUGUUGAUGGUGCAGGAAGAUUAGAAGUCUUCGAUAUUAAUGUCGAUGUCGAAGUCCCUGUCGCGCGCGCACAGCCGAGCCACACCCAAGGCGAUGUAUUUGGUGUCAAAAGUUUGAACAGACUUGCUUGGGAACACAAUGAAGGCAAGCGAGUAGCUGUGGGUGGUCUUGAUGGCAUUGCGACAGUCUUCGAAGUAGGCAACGACCUUGGUGGACUGGAGGGUAGCAACAAAGGUGAAGAUUGGUUCGGGGUCAAGCGACUCAUCUCAAGACUCGACAAGUCACGAGAAGGAGUUGACGGUCGAUGA